Messenger RNA from Sinocyclocheilus rhinocerous, 1362 nucleotides. RefSeq names its product sperm-associated antigen 7 homolog. Gene Ontology annotation, molecular function: nucleic acid binding. The coding region runs from base 32 to 655 and encodes 207 amino acids. NCBI's taxonomy places the organism in Eukaryota, Metazoa, Chordata, Actinopteri, Cypriniformes, Cyprinidae. The record is from RefSeq and is a predicted model, not a curated record. The transcript has 5 exons.
GGACGACAUUACCCAUAAUGCCAUUUCAAGAAUGCAGCAUGCAGCGAGCUUCCGGCGAAAAUUAGACAGUCCAAAGAUGGCGGACCUCCUGGGCUCGAUCUUGAGCUCGAUGGAAAAGCCUCCAACCGUUCACGACCAAGAAAGCCGACGGAAAGCUAGAGGUAGAAACAUACAGUUCAUGCUAAGCGCUUCCAUCUCUCUUAGGCAUGAUGUGGCUGAGGUGGCUGGACUAUCAUCGUUUUCUUUCGGUGAGGAUGAAGAGGGCAGAUAUGUCAUGCUGUUUAAAAAGGAGUUUGCGCCAUCAGAUGAAGAACUGGAGGCUUAUCGGAAGGGUGAGGAGUGGGACCCGCAGAAAGCCGAGGAGAGACGUCGGCUAAAGGAACAGGCUGCACUGGAGAUGGAAAAGGCCAGUCGCACUCAGAAGAGGCCUGCGUCACCCAAUUCAAACUACAGAGACAAAUACAGCCAUCUGAUUGGAACAUCUGCUGCUAAAGAUGCCGCCCACACGCUUCAAGCCAACCGGGCAUAUGGCUGUGUCCCUGUGGCCAAUAAGAGAGACACUCGCUCCAUUGAGGAAGCCAUGAACGAGAUCAGAGCCAAAAAAAGACUGAAGAAAGGCGAGGAGGAAGCCACUGGCAGCGGCAGCAGUGUGUGAGAGCGGUGUGUGUAUAUGAUCAGUUGUUAUGCAGAACAGAAGAGUGAUUGAACAGUAUUUUACUGCUAUAACAAUGUUUUACAUGAACAGCAGGGUUUGAUAAAGAUGAAUUGUCAUGCACAUAAAAGCAGUUUAAAACUGCCGCAGGAUAACCGCACUGUCCUAAAAUGCUUUCACCUCUAUAUUACUGUCCCAAAUAAUGUGUUUUUAGACUUCAUUAUUAGAAUAAACAGAAACGUGGGGUUUAAUAUUGAAAAUCCCUUUGUAGUUUGGCAUGGUGAUAUAAUGGCUCUUUUUAAAGUAAAGUCACAUUUGGUCUUAGAAUAGCUUUCAUUUGCAUAAAUUGCUUAAAACAGUCAUAUUUAUUGCCUUGAUAUAACUGUGGUAGGUAUGUUUGACUCCAUGGCUGUUUUAAUGUUCAUUUUAAGUCAUUAAGCAGUAUGUCCUUAAACUAGUAGUUGUUUCUCGUUACUGUUUAUUUGCUUUGUUUAAAUUUGGUUGAGGACAAUUUUAAGUGCUCCUUGUACCUUUUAUGUACAGGUGUUGUAUGCAGUUUGUUUUUUAGUUCUAAUAAGCAUAUAUAUCAUCUCAUCCAUAGCUAACACAUUUUGUCCAUUUACGCCGGCUUAUUCUGAGCUGUGAAUCAUUAUGUCCUUGUGUAUAUGGACUAGAUGGAUCAAACAAAUAAAAUUGUGUGGUGUCAUAGA